Molecule: messenger RNA, 2123 nt
Organism: Sapajus apella (tufted capuchin)
Lineage: Eukaryota; Metazoa; Chordata; Mammalia; Primates; Cebidae
Gene: MPP1
Product: membrane palmitoylated protein 1
Exons: 12
Coding region: 166-1629 (487 amino acids)
Cellular component (GO): cell-cell junction; plasma membrane
Molecular function (GO): signaling receptor binding
Source: RefSeq, a predicted model, not a curated record
GAGCGUGGGCGGAGCUCAGCCCUCCCCGCCGGGCGCACCUCCUGCGGGGCGGUGACUGGCCCAGCCGCACCGCGUCUCCCGCAGUCUCUGCAGUCCCGCAGGCUCCGGGCCCUCGCAUUCCCAGCGUUGCCGGGUCUUGUGUUUCCGUGUCCCAGCUCUUGCGAGAUGACGCUCAAGGCGAGCGAAGGCGAGAGUGGGAGCAGCAUGCGCACUGCGCUCUCCGACCUCUACCUGGAGCACUUGCUGCAGAAGCGUAGUCGCCCAGAGGCUGUAUCGCAUCCAUUGAAUACUGUGACCGAGGACAUGUACACCAACGGGUCUCCUGCCCCAGGUAGCCCUGCCCAGGUCAAGGGGCAGGAGGUACGGAAAGUGCGACUCAUACAGUUUGAGAAGGUCACAGAAGAGCCCAUGGGAAUCACUCUAAAGCUGAAUGAAAAGCAGUCCUGUACGGUGGCCAGAAUUCUUCAUGGCGGCAUGAUCCAUAGGCAAGGCUCCCUUCACGUGGGGGAUGAGAUCCUAGAAAUCAAUGGCACAAAUGUAACUAAUCAUUCAGUGGAUCAGCUGCAGAAGGCUAUGAAAGAAACCAAAGGAAUGAUCUCAUUAAAAGUAAUUCCCAGCCAGCAAAGCCGUCUUCCUGCACUACAGAUGUUCAUGAGAGCGCAGUUUGACUAUGAUCCCAAAAAGGACAAUCUGAUCCCUUGCAAGGAGGCGGGACUGAAGUUUGCUACUGGAGACAUUAUCCAGAUCAUCAACAAGGAUGACAGCAAUUGGUGGCAGGGACGGGUGGAAGGCUCCUCCAAGGAGUCAGCAGGAUUGGUCCCUUCCCCUGAGCUGCAGGAAUGGCGAGUGGCAAGUGUGGCUCAGUCAGCUCCUAGCGAAGCCCCAAGCUGCAGUCCCUUUGGGAAGAAGAAGAAGUACAAAGACAAAUAUCUGGCCAAGCACAGCUCGAGGUGUGGACCACUGUUCUCCCCAGCUCUGGACAUGAACACUGCUUGGUUUUGUUUGUCUCUAGUUUUUGACCAGUUGGAUGUUGUUUCCUAUGAGGAAGUCGUUCGGCUCCCUGCAUUCAAGAGGAAGACCCUGGUGCUGAUCGGAGCCAGUGGCGUAGGUCGCAGCCACAUUAAGAAUGCCCUGAUCAGCCAGAAUCCAGAGAAGUUUGUGUACCCUGCCCCAUAUACAACACGGCCACCAAGGAAGAGUGAGGAAGAUGGGAAGGAGUACCACUUCAUCUCAACAGAGGAGAUGACAAGGGACAUCUCUGCCAACGAGUUCUUGGAGUUUGGCAGCUACCAGGGCAACAUGUUUGGCACCAAAUUUGAAACAGUGCACCAGAUUCAUAAGCAGGACAAGAUUGCCAUCCUUGACAUCGAGCCACAGACCCUGAAGACUGUUCGGACAGCAGAACUUUCACCUUUCAUUGUGUUCAUUGCACCUACUGACCAGGGCACUCAGACAGAAGCCCUGCAGCAGCUGCAGAAGGAUUCUGAGGCCAUCCGCAGCCAGUACGCUCACUACUUUGACCUCUCAUUGGUCAAUAAUGGUGUUGAUGAAACCCUUAAGAAAUUACAAGAAGCCUUCGACCAAGCGUGUAGUUCUCCGCAGUGGGUGCCUGUUUCCUGGGUUUACUAAGCUUGCAGAAUGGGGGAACCCACCGUAUGCCUCUCUCCAGCAUUUGGAACGUCACCCUUCUUGCUUUAAGACAAACAGGGCUGCUUCACCUAGUUUAGUGUCAGCUUCCAACUCUCUGCAGCUAUCCUAAUUAAGCCAGUAGGAUUCAAUUUUCUUGCUCAGGCUCUUGAAGGGCUGGGAUUUGAUUUUCCUGAUAGAUGGGGCUCCACUGAUCUGGAUUUCAAAAGGAUCUCCAGAAAUUGAGGGUAAGAAGUACUAACAAAAAGUAACUGCUCAAAGAUGAUGCACAGCAAAAGCAAUGGACCCCCAUCCCUCUAAAGCCUGCCCUCCUUCACCUUCAACUGUAUAUGCUGGGUAUUUCGUCUUUUUAUUUUGGAGAAAGUGUUUAUAACUGCAACUUUCUAUAAUGCCAAAAUGACACAUCUGUGCAAUAGAAUGAUGUCUGUUCAAGGGAAAUCUUCAAUAGCAAUAAAAAUGCUGUGUUAAAAUGCCAA